GCUGCGGGAGUCCCAGCGGGAUCGGCAGCCAGACCACGGCGGCGCGGCCGGUCGGGACUCUUCGGCAAUCGCCUUUGCGGGGCGCGCCGCCCACGGGGUCCUGGAUUUAGGUAGAAGUCUAUCUUGAUUUUUUGUGGCACUGGGAAUGUUCAUUUCCACCUUUCAGAACUUCAGAAACGUGGUAUAAAGAGAGUCCAAAAUCUUCCUCUGUCCUUCCCAGGACUUGCUUUCUGGACAUUCCAGGACUUGAUUUCCCGACAUAUCUGGGAGCCCAAAGCACUCCAUUAUGAACGUGACAAGUUUAUUCUCCUUUACCAGCCCAGCUGUGAAGAGGCUUCUGGGUUGGAAACAGGGGGAUGAAGAAGAAAAAUGGGCAGAGAAGGCUGUGGAUGCUCUGGUCAAAAAACUGAAGAAAAAGAAGGGUGCAAUGGAGGAAUUAGAAAAAGCUCUGAGCUGUCCAGGGCAGCCCAGCAACUGUGUCACCAUUCCCCGAUCACUGGAUGGCAGGCUGCAGGUCUCCCACCGCAAAGGGCUGCCGCAUGUCAUUUAUUGUCGCGUGUGGCGCUGGCCAGACCUUCAGAGCCACCAUGAACUGAAACCGCUGGAAUGCUGUGAGUUUCCCUUUGGCUCCAAGCAGAAGGAGGUCUGCAUCAAUCCAUACCACUACAAACGGGUAGAAAGCCCCGUUCUUCCACCUGUGUUGGUUCCAAGACACAGUGAAUAUAACCCUCAGCACAGCCUGUUAGCUCAGUUCCGUAACUUGGGACAAAAUGAGCCUCACAUGCCACUCAAUGCCACCUUCCCAGACUCUUUCCAACAACCCAACAGCCACCCUUUCCCUCAUUCGCCUGGCAGCAGCUAUCCAAACUCCCCGGGAAGCAGCAGCAGCACCUAUCCGCACUCUCCUACCAGCUCAGAUCCGGGAAGUCCUUUUCAGAUGCCAGCGGAUACUCCUCCUCCUGCUUAUCUCCCUCCUGAAGACCCCAUGACCCAAGAUGGCUCACAGCCAAUGGAUACAAACAUGAUGGCUCCUCCCAUGCCUCCAGAAAUAACCAGAGGAGAUGUGCAAGCAGUCGCUUACGAGGAGCCAAAACACUGGUGCUCUAUUGUCUACUAUGAGCUCAACAACCGCGUGGGUGAAGCAUUCCAUGCCUCCUCCACAAGUGUGUUGGUGGAUGGUUUCACUGAUCCUUCCAACAACAAGAACCGGUUCUGCCUUGGGCUCCUCUCCAACGUUAACCGGAAUUCUACUAUUGAAAACACCAGACGGCACAUUGGCAAAGGUGUUCACCUGUAUUAUGUGGGAGGGGAAGUCUACGCGGAGUGCCUGAGUGACAGUAGCAUUUUUGUUCAGAGCCGCAACUGCAACUACCACCAUGGCUUUCACCCCACCACCGUGUGCAAGAUUCCCAGCGGCUGCAGCCUCAAGAUUUUUAACAACCAGGAGUUUGCCCAGUUGUUGGCCCAGUCAGUCAACCACGGCUUUGAGACGGUCUAUGAGCUCACAAAAAUGUGCACGAUCCGGAUGAGCUUUGUGAAGGGCUGGGGAGCAGAAUACCACCGGCAGGAUGUAACCAGCACUCCCUGCUGGAUCGAGAUCCAUCUGCAUGGUCCUCUCCAGUGGUUGGAUAAAGUUCUUACUCAGAUGGGCUCACCUCAUAAUCCCAUUUCAUCUGUGUCAUAAAUGCCCCCUUCCCCUCCCCAGGAUUCUGCCUCUUUUGGAACUCUUGAGCCUUGCAUGUACUUGAAGGAUGUAUGAGUCAGACACCUUUACAAACUGCCAACAGGCUGAAAAGGAGCCUUGGUAAUACUUGAUCUCUGUGACCAACUGUUGGAUUCAGAAACUAAAACCGUUGUAACAUACUGUCGGUAUCAAGAACUCAUUUCGUUUACAUUUUAACAUUCUCUUGUAAAGUCGACUGGAUGCAGAUCUUUCAGCGGGGUUUUGUGUAUCGCUCAAGAAGAAACGGCCAAAUGAGGGACAAUUCGUCCGAGGGACAAGUGUUCCUAAGAGAUCCAUUUGUAUUUGGCACUUUCAAGGGCAUCGUUUGGCAGGUGUUUAGCAUUAAGCCGUUAGUCUCUUUGAAGUGUGUGUUUUUUUUUUUUUUUUAAUCUGGUUGGGAGCCCAUGAUGACAGUCUCCUUUUUUUUAAUGGGCUUUUCAUGAUAAAUAAUUUUUUAAAAAACUAUUUGUUUAGUAAGAAUUCCUGGGUUCUUUUUUUUUUGUUUGUUUUGUUUGUUUUUUAAGUAAAGGUUAAUCUUGAUGAUAUAAUGUGUAAUAGUCUUUCUAAAAUUUGUGGGCUGACCACACUGCUGUCACAAUAAUGUUAGCAUCUGCUCUCUGCUAAAUGUGUAUGUACAGUGUAUUUGGAAGUUUAGAAUUGAUUAGACUAGAGGAUUUUAGGAGUAUUGGGGAUGGGGGGUGGGGGGAGGGGAAGGGAAUGUGACAACUGAAAAUGUAGACCAUACUGUAAACCCAGUUUCUUAGUUUAAAGAAACAAACUGAUGUCUGAACUCUUACUGUGCAUUUCAUUUAAUUUUUAUAGUAACUUUAUCCUAUUUUAAACCCCCCUUUUUUUGCAUUAUCCCUAAACGAGCAGUUAUGCAACUGAGUAAUCCAUGUUAUCUUUGAAAAAAAAUAACCAAUUACCAGUGUCAGGAAAUGGACUCUCCUUCAAAAUAUUGUACAUUGAACUUGGAUUGACUGAGCAUUUUUACAUAGUUUACAUUAACAAGUUGGCUUUAAUCUGUAAACGCAUUAUUUUUGCCAAACCUAAUCACUGUUUAAAUGUUUGGAGGAUUUAAAGGAACACCCCUGUUUUGAAUUCCUUUCAAACUUUAAAAUUAUUUUUAUUUUCAAGUUUUUUUUGUACUAUGUUUGGUUUUAUUUUUUUUUUCUGCUAAUCUUUUAUAUUCACUUAAGCUGUAGUACUUUCAGUACUUUUAUUCCAAAACUAGUGGGUCUUCUCUACUGGAAAUUUUCAAUAAACCUGUCAUUGCUUACUUUGAUUAAAA
Molecule: messenger RNA, 3014 nt
Organism: Antechinus flavipes (yellow-footed antechinus)
Lineage: Eukaryota; Metazoa; Chordata; Mammalia; Dasyuromorphia; Dasyuridae
Gene: SMAD1
Product: SMAD family member 1
Exons: 7
Coding region: 287-1684 (465 amino acids)
Biological process (GO): transforming growth factor beta receptor signaling pathway; anatomical structure morphogenesis; regulation of transcription by RNA polymerase II
Cellular component (GO): heteromeric SMAD protein complex
Molecular function (GO): I-SMAD binding; RNA polymerase II cis-regulatory region sequence-specific DNA binding; DNA-binding transcription factor activity, RNA polymerase II-specific
Source: RefSeq, a predicted model, not a curated record